This is a messenger RNA of Notolabrus celidotus (New Zealand spotty), 2517 nucleotides long. Its product is annotated as microtubule-associated protein RP/EB family member 3-like. Gene Ontology annotation, cellular component: spindle midzone; cytoplasmic microtubule; microtubule organizing center. Gene Ontology annotation, biological process: regulation of microtubule polymerization or depolymerization; protein localization to microtubule plus-end; spindle assembly. Gene Ontology annotation, molecular function: microtubule plus-end binding. The record is from RefSeq and is a predicted model, not a curated record. Lineage: Eukaryota; Metazoa; Chordata; Actinopteri; Labriformes; Labridae. The transcript has 9 exons. The coding region runs from base 203 to 1039 and encodes 278 amino acids.
ACUGGUAAACGGCUUAGUUGAGAGCAGAUCUCGCGCAGCUCGCUGAGGCAACAGUCGGGGUUAUAGCAACUGAAAAGCCCAUCAUCAUCCGACACAACGGGACGGCUGAGAGGGACGCUCUCGCACUUCAGAUUUUCUGGGUGGGGGUCCACUACAACCGGAUUUGAACAGUACACACCAAACACACAACUAGCACAGGAGGAUGGCGGUGAAUGUCUACUCCACCUCUAUGACUAUAGAGAACCUGAGUCGUCAUGACAUGUUGGCAUGGGUCAACGACUCUCUUCAGCUCACCUAUACAAAGAUUGAGCAGCUCGGAUCAGGUGCUGCGUAUUGUCAGUUCAUGGACAUGCUGUUUCCAGGCUGCAUAUUGUUGAAGAAAGUCAAAUUCAACGCUAAAUUGGAACAUGAAUACAUCCACAACUUCAAGGUCUUACAGGCUGCGUUCAAAAGAAUGAAUGUGGACAAGAUCAUCCCCGUGGAGCGACUGGUGAAGGGUAAGUUCCAGGACAACUUUGAGUUCCUUCAGUGGUUUAAGAAGUUUUUUGACGCCAACUAUGACGGGAAAGAAUAUGACCCGCUGAUGAUACGACAGGGCCAGGAGGGAACACCGCCGCCUAACCAAGCAUCCCCAGCUUUUAACCCAGGUGAUCCCAUUCUCCACAAACCUAAAAGACCCCCUCGCUCAGCUCCUGUAAGAACGUCUCCCACCGCACCGAAGAUUGUUCCCACCUCUCAGAGGCAGAUCAGCGUAGCAGCCCGCAGGAGUGCUCCCAUAUCCCGCAAUGGUGGCGACGCUGAGCUUGUUGAGCUGAACCAGCAGCUGCUGGAUCUGAAGUUGACUGUCGAGGGACUGGAGAAGGAGAGAGACUUCUACUUUGGAAAGCUGAGAGACAUCGAGAUCAUCUGCCAGGACAACGAAAACCACCCUUCCAUGAAUAAAAUCAUGGAGACACUGUAUGCUACAGAGGAUGGAUUUGCACCACCAGAAGACGAGGAAAUUGAAGAAGGGGCACAGGGAGACCAGGAGGAGUUCUAACUCACCUUCCUCUUUUUUUCACCUCUCACCCUUUAAACUACCUGAAGAUUUCUAUCAUAAUCCCUCUCUUUCCCCCUGUUAUUUUAUUUUUUACAACCUCCCCUUACUCCUUCCAUCUCGUCUGCGUUUCCUUAGCCCACGACAACUUUGUUGCACAGCCCAGCCUCCCAAAGUCUACUAGUAAAGGAGGCUGAACCAUUACCUGUCUGGACUAAGGCUCAGCAGCUUGACUUGGCUUACUCGACUUAACUCUAACAUGUUACCUGAGAGGAAAAGUGAACUGCAGGGCUUGUUUAACCUGCUCCUGAACUGUGUAAGCUAAAUUAAUAUGAGAUUACAGGAACCCAGCACUGACAGCCUGAAGCUAACAGAGCUAAAAAUCUGUCUGUUUUAUUAAGAGGUGGGUCACUUUCUCUCACCAAGCACUUUCAUUGGUGACCACACAAAAAACGCACACAGGGUUUAUGCAGAGUUUAUAUAUGAAAUCACAAUAUUUUCCGCACAGUGCGAUCUUUAUUUUUCUUUGAUAUUUUGGCUGUAAAUUUUCAGAAAGUGAUAUUUAAAUUGUGUUCAGCCCCUUCAGAGAAAGGCCUGCACAUACAUUUUGAACAAGUUGCUUAUGAUGACGCACAUGAAAAUACAUUUAGCCUGUUUACAUAUCACAACAUUUUUGAACUGCUCAUUUGCAUAAAGAUGUCGUCAUUCCUAAGUUAAAAUUCAUAACAAAAGCUGAUUAUUACACGCCAAGUUGUUCCAGAGGAGAGGGUUUGCUCAUGAAACUGUCAACAGCUUGUUUAUGAGAAGGCAUGAUGUAUUUAUGAUUUUAUUUAUUUACCUUUUUUAAUCGUCUUUCUUUACUUUCUGAGAAAAUGGGGCUGUGGAUUUGGGGAAAGUGGAGUUCUUGCACUAAAUGUAGCAUACACAAAUGGACUGAAAUGAUCUAAAAUGCCAACAUGCAGUGACUGGCUGCAGCCAGAAAGAAACAUGAAGAUGCUAUUUUAUAUUUUGUAGAUUUCUUUUAAAGAGGUUUGUUUUUUAUUUGCAUUGAAUUCCUCAAUGGCUAAGUCGGGUAGGGUCAGUGUGAAGUAAUUUAUUAGCAAAGUGUCGGGCUUUGAAUUCUAUAAAUAAACAAAAAAAGUAAGAUUCCAGACAGACACUUAAUACUUAAUGGACAAUACUUAAUACUAAUGUUUGACUGUGUUAAUUGAGUUAAACAUUGUAGCUGCUAUCAUUAUUUUUCUGUUGCUAUUUAAUUGAGUUUUGUUUCAAGGUGUUAAAAUGCCACAUGGCUGCUGAGGAACCACGGCUGUGAUUUAUUGUGACUUACAGGUUGAGUGUUAUUGACAGUAGUCGGAUCAGCCUAAUAGAACAAAACAAUAAACCCUCUCGCACUGUUUGUUGCCAUGGCAGCCAUUGAAUUAACUUGCAUCAUUUGGAUUUACUGCUGCAAAGAAAUAAAGCUCUGAGGUAAAAGAAAA